UAUCGUCAAAUCGAAAUCCCACCCCCACAUUGAAUUGAAAUUCGUUAACCGCGCGGAAUUGACUUGCAAGGAUAGGAGCAGACGUAGAAUGGCGGCUGGUGAUGAGAAACAUUCUGGAAAAUGGCGUUAUACUUGGGAAGCACAGUCCCACGUCCCUACUCUUCGUCUCUUGCUUUUCGCUAAAAACGCUAAUCCUUCUUUGCAAUGCCUCAAUCUAAAAGUUCUACUUCUUCCUUCUCAGUCUCUGGUGGCUGUGAGCUGGCUUGAGCCCACCCUAGUCUCGCUCAGGGUUCCGAUUCCUAGGGUUUUGGUCGACUUUGAAUCACCUCCCAGUUCUCGAGCUUUGGACGAUCACAUUGAAGUGAAGCUCCUACUCGUUCUGCCGGUCGAUCAUCCCAUUGUCUCUAGCUUCGAUUCUGUGAUGAAUCUGUCUGAUGACCCAGUAAAUGUAUUACCUGACGUAUCAAAGCCUCUAAUAAUGGAAUCUGAUGUAAAAAAUUUAUCUUCCAGAGCAUCAGUUCAUUUUUAUUGCAGAAGUUGCUCCUUCAAAUUGACUAGAAAUCCUCUCAGGAGUUUGGUUGAAAUGCCAUCAGUCAAUUGGCGAGAGGUGGCUGACAACUGGUUUGGGGCUUGUUGUUGUUCAUUUGGAGGCAUAAGUGAGAAGCUGGUGAUCAAAUAUGCAAAUUCUUAUACUUGCGCACCAGGGGUAUGCCUAUUAAGCUCUACAUCUAUUACUAUUUGCAAGGAUGAUCUUAUUGAGUAUAACUUCCUUGAAAGUGGUGGAGAAGAAGAGUGUAAUCCUAAAUCUGAUAAUUUUGAAGAAGGAAUUAACAAAGCUUCUAUAAAAUCUGAGAUGUCUAUGGAAAGGUCUUCAACUUGCAGUGAGAUUGGUAAAACCAUAUAUAAUUCUGACGGAAGUUCAAGGUUUGCAGAUUCUGAGAAUGAAAACCUUCAUAUGAACUUGGGACUUGAAGCUGGUAAAGUAAUAUCUAAUCAUGAUGACUUCUCUCGUUCGUACCCAGAUUCAAAUGUCCCUGCAGAUGUGGCUAUGGCUCCUAGUCGUUCUGCUCUGAUGGCAAGCAGCGUUCCCCAUCUUGAGAAUGAGGAUUGGAAACAUCAAUGCUGUGAAAAUGCUAGAAAAGAACAUAGAGAUACAGCAGCCAUGGAAAUUCUUGCAAGUCAGAAGUCAUUCCUCAAUGGGUUUCUUGAAGAUGUUUUCAUGGCUAGAUCAUCCAAUCUUGUGAGAAGGGUAUGCCUAUUAAGCUCUACAUCUAUUACUAUUUGCAAGGAUGAUCUUAUUGAGUAUAACUUCCUUGAAAGUGGUGGAGAAGAAGAGUGUAAUCCUAAAUCUGAUAAUUUUGAAGAAGGAAUUAACAAAGCUUCUCUAAAAUCUGAGAUGUCUAUGGAAAGGUCUUCAACUUGCAGUGAGAUUGGUAAAACCAUAUAUAAUUCUGACGGAAGUUCAAGGUUUGCAGAUUCUGAGAAUGAAAACCUUCAUAUGAACUUGGGACUUGAAGCUGGUAAAGUAAUAUCUAAUCAUGAUGACUUCUCUCGUUCGUACCCAGAUUCAAAUGUCCCUGCAGAUGUGGCUAUGGCUCCUAGUCGUUCUGCUCUGAUGGCAAGCAGCGUUCCCCAUCUUGAGAAUGAGGAUUGGAAACAUCAAUGCUGUGAAAAUGCUAGAAAAGAACAUAGAGAUACAGCAGCCAUGGAAAUUCUUGCAAGUCAGAAGUCAUUCCUCAAUGGGUUUCUUGAAGAUGUUUUCAUGGCUAGAUCAUCCAAUCUUUCAGAAGAUAUUGAUUGGUGUGAAUUCAUGUGCCCUCAGUGCAAGUCUGUUCUUGGAGCCUAUCCAAGUUGUAAGGGCGAUGCACCUGUAGAUGGAGGAGUACGAUUGUUCAAAUGUAAUAUUUCUACUUGUUUGCCAACUAGAGGAUCUGGAGACUUGUUCAGGCAAUAUACAAUGGGAAAAAUGUUUGCAAAUAAGCUAAUAGAGUGUGCAAAUGAUGAAUCGUCAUUUCGGUUUGUGGUCAUGGAUCUGAAAGCAAAAUCGCCUACCCUGCAAAUCAUAUCGCUUUGCACCGUGAAUUUUAGUAUCAGUUUCCGUCAGGCUUGGGGGUUUCAAUCUGAGUUGCAUGUGUUAAUUGAAGUGAGGAUCCACAGAGAACAGAUUUGCCCGUGGCUUUGCGCCGCAGGAGCACCAGCUCUCCUCUUAUAUAGAUUGUAUCCCAUGCCUAUCAAGCAUAUUGUUAGAGGGUCAUUAUUCUCUUUUUAA
This is a messenger RNA of Prosopis cineraria, 2269 nucleotides long. RefSeq lists its product as uncharacterized. Gene Ontology annotation, molecular function: cyclin binding; ubiquitin protein ligase activity; ubiquitin conjugating enzyme binding. Bases 89 to 2269 code for a protein of 726 amino acids. Lineage: Eukaryota; Viridiplantae; Streptophyta; Magnoliopsida; Fabales; Fabaceae. The record is from RefSeq and is a predicted model, not a curated record. The transcript is spliced from 5 exons. Gene Ontology annotation, cellular component: cytosol; ubiquitin ligase complex; nucleus. Gene Ontology annotation, biological process: protein monoubiquitination; protein autoubiquitination; proteasome-mediated ubiquitin-dependent protein catabolic process.